This is a messenger RNA of Thelazia callipaeda (thelaziosis nematode), 369 nucleotides long. The record is from the annotation of a GenBank genome assembly. Lineage: Eukaryota; Metazoa; Nematoda; Chromadorea; Rhabditida; Thelaziidae.
AUGGCAAUAGCAUUCCAAGAAGAAGUAGAAGAGGCAUUGGCAGUAGCGGUGGCAGUAGCAGUGGUAAGUGGUAGUGGCGGUAGCAGUGGCGGUAGUAAUGGUAGUGGCAGUAGCAGUGGUAGUGGUACUGGUAGUGGCAAUAAAAUCGUAGUCACAGCAACAGUAGCAGAGGCAGUGGCAAUAGUGGUAGCAGUAGUGGUAGCAGUUGUAGUAGCGGUAGCAGUAGUAGUAGCAGUAGCAGUAGCAGCAGCGGUAGCAGUACUUGGCAAUAUAACCAACAAUUCUCGACAUAAAGUACGUAGAGAGCAAAUGGGAGGGUUGAAAUUACAUCGUUUUAACUUACUUCUCUCCACGCCUCCACCCCUUUAA